AUGCUGGAAGGCUUGCGGCCUGGACACCUCACCGAUAGGUCGUAUGAUCGACCUCGAGGAGAAGAUGUUGGCGGAAGCGCCUCACAGCGGGAAAGGCUGCUGAGGGGCGAGUCGACCUAUACCACCUCCAGUGGCAUGGAGCACUUCAUUGAGGAUCAGCCACAGCUCCUGCAGUAUGGCAUGACACAUUUGCUGCCCAAAGCUUCAACCACAGAGGAAAGGGAACGACUUCUGAGGAGAUUGGAAAUGUGCGCAAAAGCCAGAGAGGAGUCAACGAAGAUCAUGAGUAUCCGCUUUGCUCAAAGAGAUGCAGUGAAGCACGAUAUGAAGCAAGAUAGGCGCGUCUACCUGGAUCGCUUGCUGGCCUCGCAGCGCGAAAGGGACGAGAGAUGGGCCAGGAGGCUUCAGAAAAGUCCUUUUGCCAUAGACCUGGUUGCUGAAGACCAGCGAAUCUCUGAGGAGAAUCGCGUGAGACAGCUUGUGGAACAGCGAAGGGCGAAAUCCACUGCAACCCGUAGCCGUGAAGCCCACCAUCGGAUCUUCAAACGUGCCACGGCCGAAUCCGACGAGCUGGACCAGCUGCGGAGAGAGAAGAGGACUUGCCCCUCGACAAAAGCAGACCCGCCCAGCGUGAUGACCCUUGGCGACGGUGGGCGCCCAGGGACAGUUAGUAAGGCCCCACUGAGUGAUGGCCAAAGCCUUAUCGAAAAACUCUUGGGCAAGGCGCUGAGUGAUGAUGCUCUCGCAAAGCUUCGAAGCCUUUUCACCAAAGAAACUGCAGAGCCAGUCCGUGGUACGGCCUUGCUUCCGGGCAGCGUUUGCUAUUGUUUCCAAGACGUCCGGAAAGAGAAGGAGGUGGAUCAACCUCAGAUGCAGCCAGUCGUGCUGCUUCCGCCCGAGUCGGAUCAUCAGGGCAGUCAUCGCUUUUGCUUAGUUGGCGGCUUACCUCCACUGCCCAAGAAGGUCUACCGGGUUCGAUGGUCCAGCCUGUGUCCCAUAGAUGAAUGUGGUGCCGUGAGAGACGUUGAUGCUCACUUCAGACAUUACAGGAUUCUCUGGCGUCGACCUGGAUGUGAUGAGGAUGAGCUCGUGGAGCUGUUGCCGCCCAGUGAUGGCAUGUGUCAGAUUGCUGCAGUGGAUGGCGUUCAUGUGGUGAACCCCGAUGAGAUCACCUGGAAUCGCUCCAUGCCCAAGAGAUGUGAUUGA
Molecule: messenger RNA, 1206 nt
Organism: Cladocopium goreaui
Lineage: Eukaryota; Dinophyceae; Suessiales; Symbiodiniaceae
Source: the annotation of a GenBank genome assembly